Messenger RNA from Colletotrichum abscissum, 969 nucleotides. RefSeq lists its product as uncharacterized. NCBI's taxonomy places the organism in Eukaryota, Fungi, Ascomycota, Sordariomycetes, Glomerellales, Glomerellaceae. The record is from RefSeq and is a predicted model, not a curated record. Gene Ontology annotation, biological process: phytol metabolic process. Gene Ontology annotation, cellular component: peroxisome. Gene Ontology annotation, molecular function: trans-2-enoyl-CoA reductase (NADPH) activity. The transcript is spliced from 6 exons. The coding region runs from base 1 to 969 and encodes 322 amino acids.
AUGGAUACGACUGUUGACUUCAGUCCCUACCGCGCCGAUGGCAAGCUUUAUGGCUUUGUCUGCGUUGUCACAGGAGCCGCUCAGCCUGUUGGACGGGCUAUCAUCGAGGAGCUGGCAGCUCAUGGGGCCGCUUCUAUAUAUGCAUGCGACAAGACGGCCAGUGAUGAGACGUUCAAGCCUCUCGUCACCAAGGUGCACCAAGAGCACCCCAACACCAAGAUUAUUCCCUAUCCAUUCAACGUUGCCAAAGAAGAAGAGACUCUGGUUCUCAUUGACGAGCUUCUCAAUGCCUUUGGGCGCCUCGACAUUUGGGUGUCAUCCGCAGGCCUGCUCGGGCCCCCAUCCAUCAACGAAACGACACCAGCCGACCUCCAGCGGUGUUUCGAGGCACAUUCCAUGGCGCCCUUCUUCGCGCUCAAGUAUGCGCCUCCCGCCAUGGCCAAACUGACGGAGAAGCAAUCGUACCCGAACGCGGCGCCAAAGAGCCAAAAGUACGGCAGCAUCAUCGUCAUCAGCAGCGUGGCAUCGACGUAUGGCGGGUGCUGGGGGCCGUGCUACACGAUGGCGGCCCACGCCGCGCUUGGUGUCGUGAAAGCCGGCGUUGCUGUGCUCAAAGGUUCGGGGGUGAGGAUCAACUGCAUUUCUCCGGGCCAGAUCGACGUUGGCCUAGAUUUGAACGGGGUGAGAGUGCUCUGCUUCCCCAAGCUGAGCAGAACGGUACUGAUCAGUGUUGCCAUACAGGUCGAUAUGAAGGGAAUGAACUCCCAGUUCCCGCCUGCGGUCUUGCAAGGAAAGGAAGCAUCGGAAGCAAGCGUGGGCCUCGAGCGACCAGGUAGCCCUCAAGAAGUAGCUCGAGUAGCCGGAUUCCUAGCUUCGGGCUUCAGCUCCUAUAUCACGGGAGCAAACCUGGUGGUCGACGGCGGCUCUUCUGCCAUGAACCCGCUUACGAUACCCCUCGGCAAGGCGUAA